AUGGAAGGUGCCGAGGAGGCCGACUCUGGGGUGGGCGUCCGCUUCGUGUGUGCUUAUUGUAUUAGAACUCUAGUUUGCAGGAGUUUGAAAAGCCGGUUCAUGGAACCCAGAGGCAGCCAGGAACAGCAGGACUGCGAGAUGGCUCAGGAGAUCCAAGUGAAGCUGGUCAUCGAGGCCGAGCGCAGGCGCCUGCAGGAGGAGAAGGACGAGGACAUCGCCCGCCUGUUGCAAGAGAGAGAGUUACAGGAAGAGAAAAGGCGAAAGAAGCACUAUCCAGAGUCCUCUGGGGCCAACACUUACAACGACAGCUACUACCAUGCGAAUGGAGACCUCGCUCGGUCAAGGAGGAGCCGGGAGCCGGGCUCUGAGCCCCCACGGCCUGGCAGACACCAAGAAGACGGGCCCGCGAGGCGGAGGAGGGACAAACCAAACAGGCCCUCAGAAGACGGGGAAGGAUGCGAGGAACGGCACCCCUCAGAGAACUCUGGGUCCUCCCUCAGGCAUAGCAAGUCAAGGGACGAUGCCCAGACUAGCUGGGAACCCCAGGACAGGAAGCCCUCCGCUCCCGAGAGGCCCCCCAGGUCUCCUCUUCCCAAGAUCAGCGCCAAGGCCAGUGACUGGGACAGCAGCCUUGGCUGUGGCUCCGCCAGGCACCCCGACCACCCUCGAUCCCACCACCAAGACCGACCGUCACCCAAGUGCUCGCAGAAGCCAGGGCCUCCUAGGAGAGAAGAAAGGCGUAGGAGAGACCAUGGGAUGGGGGAGUCACGAGAUAAGAGGGAAGGUCACAGGAAAAGGACCCCCCUGUCCUCCCAGAGUGAGGAGAGGCACUAUUUCACCGAAACAGGAAUGAAGCCGAGGGGGACAAAAGAAGCCAUCUAUACCCAGCCUCGAAUGGCCCACAGGGAUCAGGAAUUAUACGAUGCAGAAAUUGCCAGGAAGCUGCAGGAAGAAGAACUCUUGGCUAAUCAGGUGGACAAGCGAGCAGCCCAAGUCGCACAGGAUGAGGAGAUUGCCCGGAUGCUCAUGGCUGAGGAGAAGAAAGCCUAUAAGAAGGCAAAGGAAAGGGAGAAGUCCUCAUUGGAAAAGAGGAAGCAGGACCCAGAGUGGCAGGUAAUUUUGUCUCUCACCUUUACAUUGAGGGAUUCUGGGGGCUCUCGGUCAACAAAACAAGGGCCUUUGGAGACACGAGCUGUCUGCAUCCUGGACGGCAACAUGCCCGGCUUCGUGGUGCCCCUGGGGGUCACAGUUGAAUCCGAGGGAACAGUAAGUGAGGAGCCGAAAGGCAAGGCCAAAGGCCGGUAA
Gracilinanus agilis (Agile Gracile Mouse Opossum) is the source of this 1305-nucleotide messenger RNA. It is a transcript of the gene CCDC50, whose product is annotated as coiled-coil domain containing 50. The record is from RefSeq and is a predicted model, not a curated record. Gene Ontology annotation, cellular component: cytoplasm. Bases 1 to 1305 code for a protein of 434 amino acids. The transcript has 8 exons. Gene Ontology annotation, molecular function: ubiquitin protein ligase binding. Lineage: Eukaryota; Metazoa; Chordata; Mammalia; Didelphimorphia; Didelphidae.